AUGGCCAUGGAUUUCGUGGUGGACCUCUGCGGCGACGAGGAGUUCACCGACGAGGUCCCAGAGGAGUGGGUGCGUCGAGUGCAGGAGGUUUGUCCCCGUGCGCCUCGCGAAGCGGUCGUCGGGUCGCUUCGUGAGACACGGGACGAGUCUCGCACGAUCAACCAGCUCUUGGACGGUCUUCAGCCGGUACCCACCAAGCGGCCCCGACUGGAAACUCCACGUCUUGGACAUUCAGGCCAUGCAUCUACUUCAUUGCCCGGUGCAGAGACUACCGAGGAGACCCCGACAGGAAAGACGCCGCCAGGCUGGGGUCCUUUGCGAGCCCCGACAGCUCGCGACAUGAAGAUCCGGCGAGGUCCAGGAUCGCCCUUGCAGCCGCCCUCCUUCGAAUAUCUGGUCGUCUUGGACUUUGAAUGGACUGCAGACAACCGGAAGGCAGUGAAACCGAUCAGCGAGAUCACGCAGUUUCCCUCCGUACUGGUGCGACUGGCCGGCCGAAAGACCGCCAUCGUCGAUGAGUUCAACGCUUAUGUCCGUCCCACGCUGAAUCCGAUCUUGCCCCAGUUCUCCAUUGAGCCACGGCUGCAGACAUCUGGGUCACAUGUUGUAUAA
Messenger RNA from Symbiodinium sp. CCMP2456, 612 nucleotides. Lineage: Eukaryota; Dinophyceae; Suessiales; Symbiodiniaceae. The record is from the annotation of a GenBank genome assembly.